Triticum dicoccoides is the source of this 3805-nucleotide messenger RNA. Its product is annotated as cell division cycle 5-like protein. Gene Ontology annotation, cellular component: spliceosomal complex; Prp19 complex. The transcript is spliced from 4 exons. Gene Ontology annotation, biological process: mRNA splicing, via spliceosome. NCBI's taxonomy places the organism in Eukaryota, Viridiplantae, Streptophyta, Magnoliopsida, Poales, Poaceae. The coding region runs from base 483 to 3563 and encodes 1026 amino acids. The record is from RefSeq and is a predicted model, not a curated record.
CCCCUCCCCGCCGCCGCAGGCCACCACCAGUGCGCCACGCCGCCACAACACCGCAUCGCCGCUCGCCGGCGCCCGAGCCCGGUCCUCUGCCGCACACCUCGCGGCCUUGCCGGCGCGCAUCGACCUCCUAUCCCAGCCAGCCGGCCACUCACCAUCCCCCGCGCGGCAGCGACCAGGCACCGUCUCCGCCCCCUCGCCUUCGCCCUCACCGCCGGGUCCGCCCUCGCCUUCGCUGCCAGCCGCCGCACCCCGCACCUCGCCUUCGCCCCGCAGCGCCGCACACCCCUUUGUCGGCAUCGCCCCGUCCGGCCGCCCCUCCUCCUCCUACCAAACCCUAGACCUGCCCCCCCUCAAACCCUAGGAGGGACCAGGAGGCCUCGCCGGAGCCCCCGGCGGGGGCGGCGCGGAAGCGGAACCCGGGAGGCCCUCUGCGGAGGAGAAGAGAUCUAGGAGGCCGAGCGAGGCGACGAGGGGGAGGCAAGAUGAGGAUCAUGAUCAAGGGCGGGGUGUGGAAGAACACCGAGGACGAGAUCCUCAAGGCGGCCGUGAUGAAGUACGGCAAGAACCAGUGGGCGCGCAUCUCCUCGCUGCUCGUCCGCAAGUCCGCCAAGCAGUGCAAGGCCCGCUGGUACGAGUGGCUCGACCCCUCCAUCAAGAAGACUGAGUGGACAAGGGAAGAGGAUGAGAAGCUGCUCCAUCUUGCUAAGCUCAUGCCUACUCAAUGGAGGACUAUUGCACCUAUCGUGGGUCGAACACCAUCCCAGUGCCUCGAGCGUUAUGAAAAAUUGCUCGAUGCUGCCUGUGCAAAGGAUGAGAAUUAUGAGCCUAAUGAUGACCCAAGAAAGUUGCGACCUGGGGAGAUUGAUCCAAACCCCGAGUCAAAACCUGCACGUCCGGAUCCUGUUGACAUGGAUGAAGAUGAAAAGGAAAUGCUUUCUGAGGCAAGGGCUCGCUUGGCUAACACCAGGGGUAAAAAGGCAAAACGGAAGGCAAGAGAGAAACAGCUUGAAGAGGCGAGGCGGCUUGCAUCACUGCAAAAAAGGAGAGAACUGAAGGCAGCUGGUAUUGACAACCGGCACAAGAAAAGGAAGAGAAAGGGAAUUGACUAUAAUGCUGAGAUCCCUUUUGAAAAGAGACCCCCUCCAGGCUUUUAUGAUACAGUGGGUGAGGACAGGCCACUUGAGCAUGUGCAGUUUCCAACUACCAUCGAGGAGCUUGAAGGGAGGAGACGAGUGGAUGUAGAGGCUCAGUUAAGAAAGCAAGACAUUGCCAAGAACAAGAUUCUGCAGAGGCAGGAUGCCCCUGCCGCAAUAAUGCAAGCAAAUAAACUCAAUGACCCAGAAGCUGUCACAAGAAGGUCCAAACUAAUGCUUCCACCACCCCAAAUUUCUGAUAUUGAAUUGGAGGAGAUUGCUAAGAUGGGCAAUGCUGGCGAUCCUGCUCUAGCCGAGGAGCUUGGUGAAGGAAGUACUGCUGCUAGGACACUGCUUGCAAAUUAUUCCCAGACUCCAAGGCUUGGUAUGACACCAUUGCGAACCCCGCAACGAACGCCAGGUGGGAAAGGUGAUGCUAUUAUGAUGGAGGCAGAGAAUCUUGCACGUCUAAGGGAAUCACAAACACCUCUUUUAGGAGGCGAUAACCCAGAGCUUCAUCCAUCAGAUUUCUCUGGCGUUACACCACGUAAGAAAGAGAUGCAGACUCCAAAUCCCAUGGCAACACCUCUGGCUAGCCCUGGCCCUGGUGUUACCCCAAGGAUUGGUAUGACACCGUCCAGAGAUGGAAAUUCCUUUGGGUUAACUCCAAAAGGGACCCCCUUCAGGGAUGAGCUUCACAUAAAUGAAGAGGUGGAAAUGCAAGACAGCGCACAGCUUGAGCUUCGUCGGCAAGCAGAGUUAAGAAAAGGUCUGCGAUCUGGUUUUGCUUCUAUUCCACAGCCUAAGAAUGAGUACCAGAUAGUUAUGCCACCUAUCACAGAGGAGAACGAAGAAUCUGAAGAGAAAAUUGAGGAAGAUAUGUCAGACAGGUUAGCACGAGAAAGGGCCGAGGAACAAGCAAGGCAGGAGGCAUUGCUCAGAAAGAGGUCCAAAGUGUUGCAGAGGAGUUUGCCUAGGCCACCUGCGGCUUCAGUGGAGAUUCUCCGGCAGUCUCUGAUUAAAGGUGGUGAAAGCAGAAGUACCUUUGUGCCUCCUACAUCACUUGAACAAGCUGUUGAGCUAAUAAAUGAGGAGCUCCUUAGGCUCCUUGAGCAUGAUAAUGCUAAAUAUCCGCUUGAUGAACAGAUUCAGAGAGAUAAAAAGAAAGGAAGCAAGCGUCAGGCGAACACAGCAGCUUUCGUCCCUGAAAUCGAAGGUUUCGAUGAGCAUGAACUAAAAGAGGCAAGUUCUAUGGUUGAGGAGGAGAUUCAGUAUCUUCGUGUGGCCAUGGGCCAUGAAAAUGAAUCUUUUGAGGAUUUUGUAAAGUCACAUGAUGCAUGCCAAGAGGACCUUAUGUUUUUCCCUACUAACAACAGCUAUGGUCUUGCUAGUGUUGCUGGAAAUGCUGAUAAAAUUUCUGCCUUGCAACAUGAGUUUGAAAUGGUGAAGAAGAGAAUGGAUGACGAAGCAAAGAAGGCUUCUCGGCUUGAGCAGAAGAUCAAGCUGCUGACACAAGGUUACCAGGCGCGGGCUGCAAAAUUGGGGUCACAGAUCCAGGACACCUUCAAGCAGAUGAAUACUGCGGCAACAGAACUUGAAUGCUUCCAAGAGUUGCAGAAACAAGAACAGAUGGCCGGUGCCUAUCGUGUGAGAAAUUUGGCUGAAGAAGUGAAUAAACAGAAGGCACUGGAACAGACUCUCCAAAGCCGCUAUGGUGAUCUGUUGUCUGGUUACCAGAGCAUCCAAGGACAACUUGAGGAGCACAAGAGGCUACUUAACCUACAGAAGGAGGCAAUAGAGGCAGAAAACCGUGCCAAGGAGGAGGAAGCUGCAGCUCAAAAUCGCGCCAAGGAAGAGGAAGCUGCAGCUCAAAGUCGUGCCAAGGAGGAAGCUGCAGCUCAAAAUCGCGCCAAGGAGGAGGAAGCUGCAGCUCUAAAUUGCGGCAAGGUGGAGGAAGCUUCAGCUCAAGAUGGUGCUGCUGAGGAAGAAAAUGAGAGGAAGAAUCACGGCAUUGAAGAGGAAUCAGGACAGACCAGGGUUGCCAAUGAAGAAGCUGCAGGAAGCAAAGAAAUCAUCGGGGAUCAGAUGGAUGUGGACAACGCAGAUGCAGCUGGAGAACUUGUAGGUCCGAUUCCUCCUCUGCCGGAUGCUCAAGUGGAUAAUGAUGGAGCUUCAGUUGAACAGAGUACUUCUAACGCUAAGAGUGGUGAGAACGUUGCCAUGAAUGAGGGAGCUGUUGACAAGGUUGAUUCGUCCAAAUUAGAUGGUCAAGACAAUACCAAUGGUAGCAUGGAUGUUGAUGCUGGUAGCCAGGAAGAGGGAAACAAUGUUCCUGCCGCUCCUGAUGCUACAAUUGUAGAUGUAGGGAACACACCUGUAUCUUCAGAUCAAGCUGUCUCGAAUGAAGAGAGUGACGUGGUCCCUGAAUGAAACAUCUACCACAUACCUCAUCUGCGGCGCAUGUCACAAGCAUGAUGAGGAAGGUAACUAGAAACAGGAUGCAGUUGCAAAGUGUGAAACUGUAUGUGUUGGUAAAAUUGUGGAUGGAAGCAAAUUGGAUGUUCAAGGCUGUAGACUAUUACUUUUCACUCCUUCCGAACACGCUUGUGUGCCAUGUUUAUUUUGUCAUUUUUCGUCAGGCAUUUUUCAGUUUCUGUUGGUCUGAAAAUUUA